CGCAACCCGCCCGGCCCGCUGCCACACAGUAUCCGUGGAGCUCAACCGGAGGGGAGCUACCGUGGCUCGACUGUCUCGCCGGUGCUGCUACUGCGACAUAACCGCUGGAGGCCGACCAACUUGGAAUAACGGCGCUAGUGACAAGAUUCAAAGUAUUUUUUUGGUUGUAUAUAUUUUUCGGACAGAACUAUCACAACCACGCUUGGGUAUGGCAAGUCCGGUGGCACACACCGGACAGUCGCAUCAGCAUCAGCCGGUGACCGCGUCCGCUUUCCGGGAGGCGCAGAAAUGGAUCGAGGCGGUGACAGGAAGAUGCUUUGGUGACAAGAAUUUCAGGGGAGGAUUGGAGAAUGGUAUACUGCUAUGCGAGUUACUGAGCUCCAUUAAACCCGGCUUGGUAAAGAAAAUCAACAGGCUUCCAACACCCAUUGCUGGCCUGGACAACCUGAGUGUGUUUCUGCGUGGAUGUGAGGAGUUGGGACUGAAGGGAACCCAGCUUUUUGACCCCGGAGACCUUCAGGACACGUCGACACGUCCCGCUUCCAAGCCGAGCGACUGCAGCCGAAAGCUCAAAAAUGUUCUAAUCACCAUCUACUGGCUGGGUCGGGCUGCCAACAGCUGCACUUUUUACAGCGGGCCCACGUUGGACCUGAGGGAGUUUGAGGGCCUCCUGUCACAGAUGCGAAAGGAGGCGGAGGAGGCAGAGAGCCCCCAACGCAGCAUCCGGGAUAGCGGCUAUAUUGAUUGCUGGGAUUCUGAGCGCAGCGACUCGCUUUCCCCACCCAGGCAUUUCCGCGAGGACUCCUUUGACAGCCUGGACUCGUUCGGCUCGCGCUCACAACAGACCCCGUCGCCGGACGUCCUGGUGGCCCGCGGCAGCAGCGAUGGCCGCGGCAGCGACUCCGAGUCGGACGGCCCACCGUACCGGAAGAUCCCGGACAUCCACAAGGACGACAUGUUGGCCCGCCGCACCUCCGUGAGCGAGCCGCGCACAGCCAUGCCCUUCAACCAGUACCUGCCCAAUAAGUGCAACCAGAGCGCCUACAUGCCAACGUCGCUGCGCAAGAAGAACGGCGACAAGGACGAUGGCGAGCGCAAAAGCUGGAGUACGGCCACUUCGCCUGUAGGGGGGGACAGACCUUUGAGCGUGUCACAUGACCUACAGAGUGUGAGCAUGAUCGACAUGCGUGGGGAGGAUGACGCCGCCACGAUCUUGCCACCGCACAGUCACAUGCGUCAUGAGCUGAUGCACAACCAGUACAACCAGAUGAAGGAAGAGGACAGUCACUGGCAAGAUGAUCUGGCCCGGUGGAAAAGUCGUCGGCGCAGCAUCUCUCAGGACCUGAUCAAGAAAGAGGAAGAGAGGAAGUUGAUGGAGCAGCUGAUGACCGGAGGGGAGAGCAUCUCGCAGAGGAGGAGGAGCAUCAAGACCUACCGAGAGAUUGUCGAGGACAAGGAACGUCGCGAGGAAGAGCUGCGGGCAGCUUACCGGAGAGCCAAAACCCCCGAGGAGGCGGCCUUCAUCCUCCAGCGUUACGCCCAACGCUUCUCCAUUAGCGAAACGGUUAUGGAGCGCCUCCAGCUGCCCAAGGUCCUGGACCGCAGCAUCUCGGCCGACCCGUCCUUCUCCGGCUUCCCCGUCCCCCUCUCGCCCUCGCCGACCACCCCCGAGCCGUGGGAAGCCGACCCCGACAGUCCCCUGAAGUAUCUGCGGCAGCAGUCGUCCCCGGCCUCGGCUCCCAGGUUCACAUCUACGGUUGAGGCACAAAUCGAUGAGUGGCCAAGAGACAUGCUGCCCCAAAGGCCACAGAUCCGAUCGCGCUCAUCUGAGCCGCCGCCCAACCGGGUGCCGUCCCCCAAGCCGCUGCCAUUGCUGACGCCCAAGCCUUACGUUCAGUCCUGGCCUGCUACACCGGAGCCCUGGCCCAGCAAGGCUGAUGGUUUGCUGCGGGUCAAUGGCAACACGGGACCCGACGACUCUCCCGCCGCGCCCGAGAGCCAAGCAAGGGAGUCCUCCCCCGUUUUCCUACCGUCCUCAUCGCCCAAAACCACAGCCCACCACGCGGAUGCGGCCGCGGCAGGAGACAAUCCGAUGUGCACCAAGAUCGAGGCAGCUUCGACUGACAUCCAGGACAAGGAGAUCGCUCUGUGUUUAAUGCCACCUAGCAGGCCUACUUCACUGCCAGUGGAGUUGCAGAAGCCAGAGGAGAGUUUCGGGUGGAAGACUGGAAGCCAGCUGGCGGCUGCACCACUGGAGAAAAAGUGUGAAUCAGCGUCACACUUCCAAACAUCUGCAGAAGCCAAACAUGAGACUGUACCAUCGUGUCAAUCAGGGCUUGGCACGCACUCUGUAACCUCAGAGACAAGCAUAGACAGUCACCUGGAGACGAACCAGAAGAAAGGGGAGGUUCCCUGUUUUGGACAUCAACCGCCAACUACAAUAACAGAAGGUUUUAAAAACACUACCCGCUCUCCAGUGACAAGCAGCAACCCAAAUUUACGCUGGGAGUUCUUUGCAGAUAAGGGGGAGAAGGAGCAGCACAGCAACGGGGAGAGGGCAUCCCGUCAGGUUUCGGUGCCGGUAUCGCCUCAGACCAGACGGGCCGACCGCUGGUCCUGGGACCUAGACGAGGAGCGAAAGCGUCAGGAAAGGUGGCAGCAAGAGCAGGAGCGCCUGCUGCAGGAAAAGUACCAGCGGGAGCAGGAGAAGCUCAAGGAAGAGUGGGAGAAGGCCCAGAGGGAGGUUGCCCGGGAGGAGAGGCGCUACCAUGAGGAGGAACGUCUAAUAUUGGAAGAGACGGUCACACCCCUGACUCCGCCAUCGUCUGCCCCUGCCCCGUUGGCUUCCAAAGGCCAGGACACGAUCGUGCGCUCACUUGCUGACUGGGAGCGCAAACAGGAGCGCCUGGAAAGACAUUCGAAGGAAAGUGCAGAAAAAGUGCAGUGUAGACCGCGAGAGAACGACAAGACGAGCGAUAUCAGCGCCACCGACGACAGCUUCAGAACAGCCAAGAGCUCGGUGAGUCAGAGUAGCUGCCUGCAGAAUGGCCAGAGGAUUCACCAAAUGGCCGGCAAGCCCUCCGCGCCCGUCAAGAAACGGCAAGACGCUGACAUCGGCAAGCCUGCCCGCCCUGCGGGAGAACGCAGGAGUGCGCCCAUCACUAAUAACGUGGGCCGCAGCCCACCCAAGCCCCUUCCGCCUUCCGUCGAAGCACCGCCCAACAGGUCUGUCAGCGGCAAGAAGCUGUGCUCCAGCUGUGGGCAGCCGCUGGGUAAGGGGGCCGCCAUGAUCAUCGAGACCCUCAGCCUCUACUUCCACAUCGACUGCUUUAAGUGCGGCGUGUGCAAGGGCCAAUUAGGAGACACAUCCACGGGCACUGACGUGCGGAUCCGCAGCGGCCUCCUCAACUGCCACCAGUGCUACAUUCGCUCCCGCUAGGGAGCUUGCAUGCCACUCCACAUUUUGAGAAUCACUGACAAUCGCAGUCAUCUAUCUACACAGCCAUGAUCAAUUUCCUUGCGAUUCGUCAUCUCGCCUGCGCCCUCUGUUGCCGCUUGCUGAGCGUUUGCUGCUCUCUCGUUUCCCCUCAAGCAGCCGGACAGCCGACCACCUUGUGACGCCUCCGGUCAAGUUGAACCCGAUCACCUGCCAAGCCCGGUCCUCCCGUGCAACCCCAUUUCAUCACAUCACAUGCCGUAUGCAAUAUAUUAUUCUUUAACCGCAGAGUGUCAGGCGUAAGAACAGUCACUCGAUCGUAUCCGCAUUUUUAUGAAGCACAAUCUAUUUAAACCCCCAUUCAGUUCCAUAUAAAGCAUGUACGUUAAUUGGAUUUAACCUGGUUUAGGCAUCUCAUUUUUUCCCCCCCUACUUUUCAUCAAACGGCAUCCAUUUUAUGCCACUGCCAAAACCAGAUGAAAUGAGAUAUGCAAAGGCACCUUCGCAAUGUGCAAUACUGGACCUCGACAAGGGCAAAUGUCAUUUUGGAUCAGCAAUGAAUUGUACACCUGAGUGAUGAUGUCCAAAAAUUGUUACUCUAAUCCAAAUAAUCCACAAGGCUUCCACUGACACACACGCUUUGAAUGUAAUUCACAAGGGCAAUAACUGGACUCGCUGCUUUAAUGUGCCUUAGGAACAAAAAGGAUGACGAUGCAGCAAAGAAACAUUCAAAAAAAAAUGUUUGUCCCCCCAUUGUUUUUAUUUCAUUUCAAGGAGAAAAAGUGGCCAAAUUGUCAUCGUCCUCCAAACUCCUUUAUUGCAAGUCGUCCACUGUGCCGCCGCAGUGAUUUUGCAGUGAUUGAAUGCGCUUGUCGUCCAUUUUGAGGAAUAUAAGCAGGGCAAGACAAUUGACCUUUCGCUUAAACCGCACCCCCCGGAAACGUAGAGCAGCCAGUCACAGCGCAGCACAGAGGCUGCCGCUUUCCUGGUUUGAUUUUUGCUUUUUUUUUCCUCUAUGCACAGCUGAGUGACACGAAGUUUGGAUGGAAAUGUAUUCUUUUUUUAGGCUGGAGAAAAGCUGUUCGGUCGUCCACAUAGUCGAUUGAAUACGUCCAUUUUAGUCGGUUGAAUAGCGCAAAAAUCCAAAACUAGGCUAGAAAAAUCCAGACUGGAUGAAGCCACGAGGCUGUCUGCAUCGUCUGAUGAAUCCCUCAGGAAUCGACUAAAAUUCAACUUAGCCCAAAUGAAAAGCAGGCUUGAUAAAGCGAAGCAGUUGGCCUCAGUCGGUUGAGUAGUGCAAAAUCGAAAAGCAGCCCAGACAAAAGCAAAAUGUGGAUGAAGCUAUGCGGUCAUCCAGCAUUGCGAGACGAAAUGUUUUUUGUCUUUUUUUUUUUUUUUUUUUUUUUGCCUUAGCAACAGUAACUAGCGUUCUAAGCGAAAGGUCUAUUGAACGUAUGCCAACUUUUUUUUUUGUUUGUUUUUGCUGUAUUUGCUAUUUGAGAGCUGGGCAUUGUGCUGCGGAUGUUAAAAAUAACUGCACGUUUACGCCUAAAACCAAAAGAUGAUGUUUAAAAAAAAAAAAAAGUACACAUCUGAGCAAUAGUUGCUGCGCUCCCCGGUGUCGUUGAGCAUUUUCCUCUCUCAGUAUUCCUCCGCUUCUCUUUUUCUUUUCGCAGGGAGGCUUUCUUGUGUAUUUAUUAUAAUAGUCACCUGAACAUUAUCAACACCUUUCAAUGUAUCCUUUCAUUCACUGUGUCAAUGCAAUGACUAUGUUUAUAAAUAAAACCAUCCAAAGUCA
This is a messenger RNA of Hippocampus comes (tiger tail seahorse), 5234 nucleotides long. RefSeq names its product LIM and calponin homology domains-containing protein 1. The transcript has 27 exons. Gene Ontology annotation, cellular component: stress fiber. Bases 209 to 3439 code for a protein of 1076 amino acids. The record is from RefSeq and is a predicted model, not a curated record. Gene Ontology annotation, molecular function: myosin II head/neck binding. Gene Ontology annotation, biological process: positive regulation of stress fiber assembly; regulation of focal adhesion assembly. NCBI's taxonomy places the organism in Eukaryota, Metazoa, Chordata, Actinopteri, Syngnathiformes, Syngnathidae.